This is a messenger RNA of Effrenium voratum, 1569 nucleotides long. NCBI's taxonomy places the organism in Eukaryota, Dinophyceae, Suessiales, Symbiodiniaceae. The record is from the annotation of a GenBank genome assembly.
GCGAGAUCGGCUCCAGUCGAGAAACCGCAAAACGAUGGGCGUGCCCACUUCGGCCACGGAGCGAUGGCUCCAUUGGACGGCGAAGACCCAGGAGCCCGUGGAUGCUGAGGAGUUCCCCAAGACCUUCAGCCUGGAGGGGCCCAUCCCUUACUGGCGGGUCGGCUCGUCAGAGGUGAAGUCAGCCUACAUGGGCGUCAGCGGCAGCUUGCUGAUCAUGGGGCCCAAGUGGAACGUGGUGCACGACUUCCUGGACUUGUCUCACCUUGUGAGCUCCGUCAUGGGCUCCAUGGUUUGCUUGUCCGGUGGCCGCGGAGGGGGAAAGGACAUCGUGAUGCGGCUCUUCCUGGCAGACCCCAGCAGCGCGCAGCAGUGGGCAGAGCAGCUGACCGCCGGGAGCUUCAAGCAGGUGACAUCCACGUACAUUGACCAGCUGAAGGAGUUGAUCUUAAAGAACCAGAAGGCGGCCCGGCGCCAGCUCUGGGCGGCCCGCUUCGGGCGGCUCAUGGAGAGCCUCUGUAGGGAUGCGGACGCGGAGCGGCGGUUGCCGCAGGUCCAGACUCCGACCAGCACCACUCUGGAGGGAGCGGACCACAGCUUUGUGGGCCGCUACUACAUGAAGAGCAGCUGCCGGGAGGGCACCGGCAAGAUCUUCAUCCACGGCGACACGCUCAUCUUCCAGACCCCCACCGGUGAGAAAUCCGUGAGCCGUAUCGGGGUUCCCUUGACAGGCUGCACGGCCACCACGGCGUCCUUCAUGGUCUCUGCGCGGGGUCCCGAGGGCCUGGCGUUGGUGCGGCUCUGGCUCAAGGACGCCGAGGAGGCGGAGCAAAUGGCAGCGGCGAUCGGCACCACUGGCAAGGCCUCCUCGGACCUCAUCCAGCGCAAGACCCUCUCCGGCGCCUCCACCAUGAGGCGGCAGAUGGGGAGGGCUGCCUAUGGCCUCUGCGCGGCGGUGGCUCAGGUUCCUCAGUCCCUGCGGAGGAAGCUGGUGCCCGAGUGCAACUGCUUUGCACGGAAGAAGAAGACCAGGAGCGUUGCCACCAGCAACAACUUCCGGCUGGACGGGCGGUGCUGCAUUCUACCGGCGAAGACCACGGAGGUCCGGGCCUGCCACGCCACCCUGCGGGGCGACGCCUUGUGGACGGGGCAGAAGGCCGGAGCCAGCGACCAGGUGCUCAGCGUGAUCAACGCCUCCGCGGUGGCGACGGCCGACAUGGUGGCCAUCCGCACCCGGAACGGAGACCUGCACAGGCUCUUCCCGGACGACCAUGCGGGCUCGGCCAGCCAGUGGUGCCAAGCUAUCCAGGCGGCCGGCAAGAUGUCCAAGGACCUCGGGAAGUGGGAGGCCAACCUGCGUUCGGCCUUCUACAAGGACACCGCCAAGGAGAAGGUUCAGAAGCUGGCGCGAUGGAGGAGAUUCAGGAACUUGGGUCAGCGCCUCGUCUCCGGCGCCUCCAAACUCACAGGCUGGCUAUCCUGGGAACAUCAGCUCACGGGCAUGGAGGUGCUUAUGGCGUGGCAAGCGCUCUCCGUCAUCCAGGCGGACGCCGUUGCACCCACCACCAAGGC